Messenger RNA from Halteromyces radiatus, 989 nucleotides. RefSeq lists its product as uncharacterized. Bases 32 to 922 code for a protein of 296 amino acids. The transcript has 5 exons. Lineage: Eukaryota; Fungi; Mucoromycota; Mucoromycetes; Mucorales; Cunninghamellaceae. The record is from RefSeq and is a predicted model, not a curated record.
UUUUUUUUACUUCUCCUCGACAAUAUUCCACAUGGAUACCACCAAAGUACAACUUAAUAAACAAUGUUUACCUGAUGUACGAAUAGAUAAAUCAAUUGCCUUGGAUCAUGCAAAUAAUCUAAAAGAACUUGCUAAAUAUCGACAAUCUUUUGGCUCUCAACGCAAGUUUUGGGUCGACGUGGCUGUUCUUGAUCGAUUGAAUUACAAGAAUAAAAACCAACAACGGCAUUUUCAUAGAUUUAAACGAACUUGUGAAGCUCGACGAUUGUUAAAAAGAUUCAAAACUUUGGAAAUUGACAAUACAUUGAUUCAAUUACAAUCUCUCUUUUGGUCUGGGAUACCAAAGGAUCGCUAUACUGCUCCACCCACUACUAUUCCAUGUCGUGAAUCUUGUGAAUUUGCUUUGCGAAAAAUGAUUGCUGCUGCUGUGAUCCUCGACAAAUUACAAGUAGUACUGGUUGAAGUUUAUAGAGAAAACAGUACACUAUUACGAUUGGAACAUUUUGUAUCAGUGGCUUUAGUUCAUAUGUCGAUAUGCGCAAGAUUAUAUACUUUAGCACAUAAAUGGGUCAAUGAACUAGAAAAUUGUUAUAAAUUGGUUCAAUCAUGGCAUCUGGCUUUUCCAUACGCGUCUAAAAAGAUCAAGGCACAGGCAAGCAUGGAAGAUUAUCCCAACAAAUGUACAUCAUCGACAAUGGAAGAGGAAAGGAAAAAAGCUAGAGAAUGGAAUCAAAUUCGACUUUCUUACAAAAACCCUAUUCAUUUUGAAUUCUUUUUGACUCAUCAAGCGGAUCAAUUACCUACUCUCUUACAACAACAACAACAAAUGGAUAUAGAUUCAGAAUCUCAGAAUCUUGACUUAUUGGAGAAUGACAUCAAUGAUGAUUUGGAUGAUCUUGGAGAAAUCAUUGCACGAGAUUAAACAUGUAGAUAUACCAUUAGAAAUGACUUUAUAUUUAGUUAGAUAUUGUAAUUUGAUUCCUUUGUCC